AUGGCAGAAGCAUCCGCUCAGCAGCAAUACCCCAAUCUCAACCCGUACGAGUCGUCAAACGGCUCUUCAAUGGGCCAGAAGGCACAAGAGGCGGGCAACACAAUAGCAAACAGUAAGUCAUCCAUACCUCCACCAGCCUGGAAAGCACGCACUAUUCAGGCAUAA
Fulvia fulva is the source of this 165-nucleotide messenger RNA. RefSeq lists its product as uncharacterized. The record is from RefSeq and is a predicted model, not a curated record. The coding region runs from base 1 to 165 and encodes 54 amino acids. The transcript has 2 exons. Lineage: Eukaryota; Fungi; Ascomycota; Dothideomycetes; Mycosphaerellales; Mycosphaerellaceae.